This is a messenger RNA of Neurospora tetrasperma FGSC 2508, 1363 nucleotides long. RefSeq lists its product as uncharacterized. The coding region runs from base 1 to 1350 and encodes 449 amino acids. Lineage: Eukaryota; Fungi; Ascomycota; Sordariomycetes; Sordariales; Sordariaceae. The transcript has 5 exons. The record is from RefSeq and is a predicted model, not a curated record.
AUGGCAUCGCGCCUCUUCCGACCGAUGAGGUCGCUCAUGGCCUCCCGAAAUUUAUCAAAAUACAUGGUACAUGGGCAGCCGAUUGUUGUGCAAGGAGUACGGAUCAGGCAUGGCUCCUUCAGAAGGCGAAUCUUCCGGACCCUGGCCAUGGGUAUUACUCUAUACGUGUGCGCCGAUUACUACGACAGGAAAGUGCUAGGGAUGCUUUCGAACGCCUUGGAUGAUCUCGACGGCGACCGUGGCCAUGGUGAAGAGGAGGAUGACGAAGAAGAGGAUUACGUCUUCAUCCCCUUUCCCCUAACGGAGCAAAAACUCAAGCCAGAGCCAUACUCGGCACGCAGUCCGGAGUGGAAAGAGUUCGUCAAGUUCGCACAAGAUCAGAAACGGAUACAGCAAGUUCAGGAGGAUAUCGCCAGCCUGGUCUUGAAGAUGCUCAAGAAUCAGCGAAUCUUGACAAACUAUGUUGGACCAGAAAUGAAUGUCAAAAAAGCAUGGCUCCAGGCAUUUUAUCCUUUGGUCGCGCCUCCCGAAUACGAACGUUACGGUAUAUCGAUGGAGUCGCCACAGGUGAAGAAAGCUGAGCGGUUGUUCUGGCCUAAGCCUGUUGCGUUGUCGCUAUGGGCCGUCGCUACCACCCUUGCGAAGAAGAAAGCGAUGGAGGUCUCGCAGUUUUUCGGUCUUUCGGGUCUUUUCGCCCCUUCAGAGCCCCCGGUGCCACGAGCUCAGGGAACCGGAACAACUGGACUGCCUUCGACGGUCACUGGUGACGUUCAGAGAAUGAUGGACCACAUCCGACGACAGGCAACACAACGACCGGAGGAUGUGCAGGACCCUGGUGCCCUGGUCUCGGCAAGGCGUAUGGAUCCCGACGCUGCUGCGCAGAACAAAGGGAUACUUACAACCAUGAAUCGACCCCCUCCCAGCAAAGAGCCGCCCAAGGCCGGCGAAGAGAAAAAGGAUCAGGAAUGGGCUUUGGCCCAGCUGCGGGAAUUCAUCGGGCUCAGCCCAUGGGAGAUAUUCACCAAGACGUACAGGAAGGUGUGGAAACCAAUUCGACCUGAUCCACCGCGCGGGUCGAUGGCCUUUGCCGGUAUGAUCGAAUUUGAGACGAAGAAGCAUUGGUUAACAGCAUAUGUCACGGCUUGGUAUAACCCAGGGACGCGAACUUUCGACCCCAACAACUUUACGAUUACUGUCACGAGGUUGACGAACAAGCAAGUCCACCCCUUGAGCGGGCAGACUAGGGGUUUGAGUUUCGGAAGAGAUACCACAAUAGACACCAGGAGUGGUAGUGCUUGGGAAAUGGAUAUCAACAAUGAAUCACAUAGUAUUCCUCAGCCUGUCAAUUGAAUAAUCAAACGCG